This is a messenger RNA of Galleria mellonella (greater wax moth), 1112 nucleotides long. RefSeq lists its product as uncharacterized. The transcript has 3 exons. Lineage: Eukaryota; Metazoa; Arthropoda; Insecta; Lepidoptera; Pyralidae. The record is from RefSeq and is a predicted model, not a curated record. The coding region runs from base 127 to 960 and encodes 277 amino acids.
UUUGCUAUAUAUCAAUUUAUUACAUUCGCAUUAAUAUCUAUUUUAUUUAAAAAUGGAAACUUAAGCUGGAAAAUUAGGUUUAAGUUCAUCAAAAUUAAAAGGGUUUUAUAGUAAUUAAUAUUAAAAAUGGAAGCUGUGACUUUACCACAAAAGAAGAAAUUAAGCAAAGGGAAAUUUAAAAAGACUGUUAAAAAUGUUCUGUGUAGGCCUGAUCCAGUAUUUUGGCCAGUGGUUUUAGAUGAACAUAAACAUUUAGUAAAUAAAGCUUUAAUGAAGUACAAGAUACCUAUACCAGAAUUCAAAAAAUUACAUUGGAAUGAGCUAAAAUUAAUUCCCAAAGAAAAAAGACCAAAACCACCUAAACUAAAAAAAAUUGAUGGCUUGUUAUUUGGCAUCACAGAAUGCAGUUCUGCUAUACAAUCUGGUGAAUGCUCUGUUAUCAUUUUAGAAGCAGAGGUUAAUCCCAAAUUAAUAAUACAACCUAUUCUAGAGAGUUGCAUACGCACACAAACACCAGUUAUCUGUUUACCAGGACUGAGAAAGAUCAGUGCAGAAUAUUUUGGUAUACCUACAAGUUCCUUAGGACUAAAAAAGCACUAUUUGACUGAUCUUUCAAAUGAAAUAUUAAACAUAGCAAAAUGCUAUGAGAAGAUUGAGGAUGUGCCAAUGGAUAAUACUGAAGUGAAUAUGACAGAUAUUACUAAAAAGGAAGUCAACAUUAAUGUUAGUGAAACCACAAAUAAUGCCAUUAGCUGUUCAUAUUUGUAUAGAACUCACAAAAAAUCAAGAAUCUUUAUACCAUCUAAUGAAACAACAGGCAAAGUAAAUAAAGAAUUUAUUCAGCAGAACUUUAUUGAAUUAUCUAAAAAGGCAGAAGUUAAUAAAAAUAACACUAAUAAGUAUAUGAAAAUGGUGUUGAAGAGACUAUCAAACAAUCCUAAUAGAAUCAAAGGGAAAUGACAAAAUAAUCAAUGACUUAAAUGGUAUACACAAGAUGAAAUUGGGUAAAGCAAGAGAUGCAUUACAUUUCCAUUGGCAUUUAAUCUCGAUCUAAUUUAUCAACUAGAAGGAAAUAUUAACUAAUAUAUGAAUAAAACAUUUUUAAAGAGAAA